Messenger RNA from Anopheles coustani, 504 nucleotides. RefSeq names its product adult-specific cuticular protein ACP-20-like. The transcript has 2 exons. The coding region runs from base 1 to 504 and encodes 167 amino acids. The record is from RefSeq and is a predicted model, not a curated record. NCBI's taxonomy places the organism in Eukaryota, Metazoa, Arthropoda, Insecta, Diptera, Culicidae. Gene Ontology annotation, cellular component: extracellular matrix.
AUGUUCAAACUACUGCUUCAGCUCGUUGUUCUGGUGGCGUUCGUGCAUGGAGCGCCGGCCAAGAGGCAACGCCAGGCAUACGAAACGGUAGUCAAACACGAACCGCAAAUAGGCGUCGAUCAGAUGCAGUUCGAACCGGUCGAUGCCGGCAUGGAGAUGGCCAACGAGGAGUUGGGUAAAGACGCACCGGACGAUUACUACGCCUACCCGAAGUAUCAGUUCGAGUACGGUGUGAAGGAUCCAAUCACCGGCGAUCACAAGAGUCAGUGGGAAAUGCGGGAUGGUGACAUCGUGAAGGGAGCUUACACCCUCGACGAACCAGACGGUACGCAGCGCAUCGUGGAGUAUCGGGCGGACGAUAAAAAUGGCUUCGUAGCGAUCGUGAAGAAAAUCGGUAAACCGAUUCACCCAGAGGAAGGCCAAAAGAUGGAGCGAUCUGCAGCGCUAGAACACCACAGUCACAAAGUCGGACAGAGUUACAGCAAGCUGAAGAAGUUUAGCUAA